UCUAUAGUAAGAAAAAUACCGGAUCACAAUUAAAUCAACCAAUGGAAUUAAUUUUUGUUUUUUCUUUGGCUCCGUUGUAUGAAAAGAUGUAUUUACAAUUUGUCGAAUUUAAAAGCUUUUUAAAUAAAUCUUAAAUAAAGUGAAGCAUUAUUCGUUAUGCAGCCGGGACUACGAGAUUGCCCAUCAUACGUUCAAUAUUUUAAGCCUUUCCUUCAUAUCAGCAAAUACAACAGUAUAUGUAAAGAAAUUUUGUUACAUUCGAUUAACGCACUUCUUAAAAGAUUAUGUAAGACAUAAAUCAAAUGCCCCUUGAAACUCACGCCAUUUGCAAACUUUAAAUUCCGCAAUUUGCGUAUAUGUAUAUUAAUGCAUACAUUUUAAAUGUAUAUAUAUACAAAUGUCACUUUUAAUUCUCGACUGGUCACAUUUCAACUGAACUAAUUGAUGACCGGGAAAUUGAAGUGUGUUUGUUGAUUACUAAAAACACCAAUGCAUAUGUAUAAAUAAAGGCAUCAAAUAUUAAAUUUUUUAUUUAUUCAUUCAGUAGAGUAAUACAAAGCCAUCGAGGCAUAUUAAUCCUGAGGCCUUAAAUCUAAUUAGUACAUAUAUAUACAAAUAAUAUAUAUUUGAAAAACUAAAAGGUAAUUAUCUCUCCAGCCAAAAUAUGUAUAAAAUAAAUAAAAUAUGUAGCAAAUUAACAAACGGGUCGUUCCAAUUAAUAGUAGCAGUUCUAACACACAUAUUCGUAAAGAAAUCACAUGAAAUUAGUAAAAUAAAAUCAAACAAAGUUAGUAAAACAAAUAAAUAACAUAAAAUAUGAUAUAUUUUAAUAUAAUAAAGAUAUGAAUUAAACAUUUAAGCUUAAAGAUUUUAUAGUACAAUUACCUAAAUACAUUUCCUAUGGAUUUCGAAGAUUUAUUAGACUUUUUUUUCGUACGCAAACAGUUUAAGGAUGAUUCAGGUAUGUGUACAUCUAAAAAUAAUACAUGCCAAGUGGGACAGGUUCUUCAGUACAUUCCGCUAAUGUUAAAAGAAAUUCAAAACGUGAACUAUAACUCUUUGGAAAGGAAUCCCAGCAUUAUAAUAGACUUAAAAAGUAGAAUACGUUUUCAGUAUUGUUUGGUGUAUGGACGCGUAAUUGCUAAAGGUAAAAGUACCAAAAACGUCUGCAAAUACAUACUGGAUGAUGGCACAACUGCUCUACAAAUAAAUAUAUAUCGCAGAGAAUGUGAAUUGCACAAUUUAUGGAAAUUAGAAGUUGAACUUUACUCUCUCGAAGAACAUACAAGUUUCGAAAAUAAGACAGAUGUUCUCGCAAGUUUAAAGAAUCUCUUAAUGAAAUCAAGGGAACAGUUGUCUAAUUUUGAACUUUCACUGGGGUGUAAAGUACUUGUAUAUGGUAAACCCUCUAUUAAUAGAAAUUAUGUAUCGAUAGAUGUUAACAGUCUUAUCCAGGACUCUAGUUGCAUUUAUGAAAUAAUGUUUAAGGAUAAAUUAAUUGAUUGGUAUAACAAAAAUUUAUUGGUCUAAUCUAUGAUUUCAUAAAUUUUU
Messenger RNA from Glossina fuscipes, 1551 nucleotides. RefSeq lists its product as uncharacterized. The transcript is spliced from 2 exons. Bases 901 to 1530 code for a protein of 209 amino acids. The record is from RefSeq and is a predicted model, not a curated record. Lineage: Eukaryota; Metazoa; Arthropoda; Insecta; Diptera; Glossinidae.